AUGUCGUCGUCGCGGGCCCACCAACCCUUGUUCGUCCUGAAGCAGCAUUGUAGUGCUGUUUCGACCUGCGCUCUGGACGGCCAGGGGGUGUUUGCCAACUUUUUGCUUAGUGGCGACGUCGACGGAAUAGUUAGGUUGUGGGAUUUGGAGCUGCGUGAGGCUCUGUUUUCGUUUCAUCCGGUCCAAACCGUGAGAGGGAGCACGAAGAUGGUAACGGAGGGGUCAUUUUCUUCUUCGGCUGGGGAUGGCGUGCUGCAGGUCGGGUUCCUUUCCUUUACAGAAGCGGUCGCUGACAGUGCAGAGACUACGGAGGUUUGGUUUUACACACAAUGUCGAAAUCAACAACUUUAUGUGUGGAAAAUUCGCUUAUGCGAUUUUGAUAGUGGAUUUGGUGGUGAGGAAUGCGGCUUGGAGACUGAGAAGUUUGUGGAGCUACUGCAUACAAUUGAUGUACCGCAGCACGGGUUCUGCCCGGUGCCUUCUGUCUGUUCCUCCCCAACUAAGUUUCUACUCGCAGUUCCGCAUGACAGCAAUGGAAUUGUUAGCCUAUGGGAUGUCUGUUUGAUUUCUCGAACACCCCUGUCUUGUGAAGGGUUAAAAGUUAAUUGUUCGCGGUCUUUCUCUGCUGCCGGUACCCUGGCGAAAUGUGGUACAAUAAUGUGUAUUAGUUUUCGAGAUUCGACCCACAUCGCAGUUGCGUUUGAGAGCGGGAACGUUUCACUCAACAGUACGUGCGGCCUGCAGCUGGCGAUAAUUCGUGCUUUUGCGGAAACAGCAGUUGCGUGUGUGUGGUCCGGUGCUGCGCUUCUCGUAACAUCGGCUGAGGGCCGUCUUCAGUGCUAUACAGUAGUCGAAAGCACUGCGGAGACUCGAGACGACGCUGGGAGUGCUACUGUUACGAAUAUCUCUCUCGUUUUGAGGUGGGAAGUCACCCUCUCAAAGGGUUUAGGGUGUGUGGCAUUGCAGCGCCAUCUAGUGGUCGUUGGCUCCUGGGAUCACACACUGCGUCUGUUUGAUGAAGGUUCGGGCCGGGUUAUUUCCAUUUUAACCUUUCACAAUUCUACUGUUAACAGUGUUGCAAUGCCACCAGAUAAUGUAGCGGGCUGCGCAUUGUUUGGAUAUGACGUGCGGCGCCCCCGUUGGUGUGAUGGUGGCACCGUUUCUUGCAGUGGCAAGCAAAGUACAAACGAUCAAAAGGAUAAAGACGUGUACCUUUUCGCAUCCGCGGGUGGAGACUAUGCUGUCGCUGUGUGGCGCGUGGACUUCAAAACACUUACCGCUCUUUCGCGUGACACGCUAUAA
This is a messenger RNA of Trypanosoma brucei brucei TREU927, 1302 nucleotides long. RefSeq lists its product as hypothetical. The coding region runs from base 1 to 1302 and encodes 433 amino acids. The record is from RefSeq and is a predicted model, not a curated record. Gene Ontology annotation, molecular function: protein binding. Lineage: Eukaryota; Euglenozoa; Kinetoplastea; Trypanosomatida; Trypanosomatidae. The transcript has a single exon.